AUGGCGUUACUCGGCUUCCUGCGCCGCCUGUACUCGCUCGACACCCUCGACACGCGCUUUACCACCUCCUCGAGCACCCCUCCGAAGCAGCUCGCUGCCGAGUCGGUCAUCGACCCUGCAAAACCCGCCCCGACCGAAGCAAAGGCCCCGGGAGCCGCCGGCUCGCAGCCGUCCAAAUGGGGCACCCCCGAGUUCUACUUCUACUACCUGGUCUUCCUGGCCGCUGUGCCGUCCAUGUUCUAUGUUGUCUAUGACGUUUCCAAAGCUUCCCACCCCAACUAUCCCAAGAUCGAGCCUCUCCUGUCUGACGGCUGGUUGUUUGGCCGCAAAGUGGACAACUCGGAUGGCCAGUACUCAACCUUUCGCGACAAUCUUCCGUACCUCUUCGUUAUAGCCUUCGUCCACCCGCUCCUCCGCAAAACCUACGACUACCUGUGCCGUGCCGACUCCUACACCCAAGUUCGCUCCAACUCGGCCCCUGGUGGCCGCGGACUUACGCAAGGCUUGACUGCUCAUGCUGCUGCUGAUGCCCGGCUGGAGCAGCGUCUAUCCUUCGACUUUGGCUUUGCCCUGGUCUUCAUCUUUGCCCUGCACGGCUUUUCGGCAGUCAAGGUCCUGCUGAUCCUCUAUCUCAACUACAAAAUCACCACUACUGUGCCCAGGGGCUACCUUCCGGCAGCUACAUGGAUCUUCAACAUCUGCACCCUGUUCUCCAACGAAAUAUUCCGAGGCUAUCCCUUCAAAGACAUUGCCGCCUUCAUCCAUGGUGGCGACGGUUCGGGGACGUGGGGAGCAUGGCUGGACAGUUACGGAGGGCUGAAUCCGCGCUGGGACGUUCUUUUCAACAUCACCGUCCUCCGGUUGAUCAGUUUUAGCAUGGACUAUUACUGGAGUCUGAGCAUGCAAGGGGGAAGUCCCAUCGAGAAGAAACAACUCGAUCCUUCCAACCUGUCUGAGCGUGACCGAGUCUCCACUCCUGCAAAGCCAGCUGAUUACUCGUUUCGUAACUAUACCGCUUAUGCUUUGUAUUCUCCUCUGUACAAUGCGGGCCCAAUCCUCACCUUCAAUGACUACAUUUCCCAGCAGCGUUAUUGUGCGCCGAGUAUCACGCGUGAACGCAAUACUCGCUAUGCCAUCCGCUUCGCCCUGGCUCUCCUAGCCAUGGAAGUCAUCAUUCACUAUAUCUACGCUGUAGCAAUCUUUCAAGUUCAGCCUGAUUGGGACGCCUACACACCUUUCCAGCUCAGUAUGCUUGGCUUCUUCAACCUGCACCACAUUUGGCUGAAGCUGCUGCUCCCAUGGCGCUUCUUCCGCCUGUGGGCCCUCCUUGACAAUAUUGACCCGCCUGAAAACAUGGUCCGAUGCAUGAGCAACAACUAUAGCAUAUCGGGCUUUUGGCGUGGUUGGCAUCGUAGCUACAACCGAUGGCUGAUUCGCUACAUCUUCAUUCCCCUCGGCGGCAGCGGCCACGGCCGCAGCAUCUUUUCCGUCAUGCUCACCUACCUUGCCAUCUUCACCUUUGUCGCCCUCUGGCACGACAUCCAACUGCGCCUACUCAUGUGGGGUUGGCUCAUCACCCUCUUCGUCGCCCCUGAGAUGAUCGCGACUCUCCUUUUCCCCAAGCGGAAAUGGGCAAAUCGUCCCAAUGCUUACCGCGUCUUGUGUGGCAUCGGCGCCGUUGCUCAGAUUCUAUUCAUGAUGGGCGCAAAUUUGGUUGGCUUCGCUAUUGGGGUUGAUGGCUUGGAGGGGCUGGCCAGAGGCAUUUUCAGCUCAGCGUCUGGUUUGACCUUCUUCGCCUUGGCUUGCGGUGCGCUUUUUGUCGGUGUGCAGGUCAUGUUUGAAAUAAGAGAAGAAGAAAUGAGAGCAGGUAUCAUGGUGAAGUGUUGA
Molecule: messenger RNA, 1887 nt
Organism: Diplodia corticola
Lineage: Eukaryota; Fungi; Ascomycota; Dothideomycetes; Botryosphaeriales; Botryosphaeriaceae
Product: glycerol:h+ symporter
Exons: 4
Coding region: 1-1887 (628 amino acids)
Biological process (GO): GPI anchor biosynthetic process
Cellular component (GO): endoplasmic reticulum
Source: RefSeq, a predicted model, not a curated record